This is a messenger RNA of Plodia interpunctella (Indianmeal moth), 996 nucleotides long. RefSeq lists its product as uncharacterized. The transcript has a single exon. Lineage: Eukaryota; Metazoa; Arthropoda; Insecta; Lepidoptera; Pyralidae. Bases 102 to 896 code for a protein of 264 amino acids. The record is from RefSeq and is a predicted model, not a curated record.
UUCGUCUUGCCGUCUAGCCGCGGGAAGCCAGACGGGUAUGUGGGGCAUGAACCCACUAAAAAACCACCCGGUGUUCAUACUCGGCCGCUUUUGUCGGAGUUAUGGGAACAACAAACCUCCACGACUCCGACGCGGCUAUAAUGGUGUUCCUCUCUCAUUCGCCCUUCCAAAACGGAAGGGGAAUGGAGCGAACCCUUACGGGGGGAGCUUCACCGAGCUCGCACUCUCCGUCCAAAAGGGGGAGGCGCACGGAACACAUCGUGCGCCUUCAACCCGGAGGGUCGUAUGCCGGGCAGCGGAAAACCCGCUACCGCCACCCGACCGACCCUCGUUAUGGGGGUAGCAAGUACCGAGCAAAAGCCCGGCGCCUGCGCCCCGGGCGCCGGCGACGGAUGGCCAGGUCGGCAGUUACCUCCCGGUCUCUUUCCGCCGCCUCUUUGCGGAGCAUUACUGACUCCGCAAAGACCUGCAUCGCCGCCCACGACGUCUCGCUGCCGACCAUAGAUCGAACCACAGAAGGCAGCGAGAGGUCGUCUCCAAUGGCAGCACGCAAUAUGGAGCGCUCUUCAGCCCACGCCGAACAACUGUCCAGCGUGUGCUGGGCGUCCUCAUCGGGACAGUCGUCGCAGUGGUGGCACCGGGCAGUCGGUUCCCGACCCGCUAUCCGACACAGAUAUCCUCCGAAACAACCAUGUCCGGAGAGUAUCUGCGUCAGGCGGAACGACAGGACUCCGUGCUGCCUGGCCAACCACUGUAGCAGAACCGGACGGACUGCCCCGAUGGUUCUGCUGCCCGCACUGGGCUCCUCCAGCCUUCCGACCCACUCUAAUGCUGUGCGCUGCCGCAACUCCUCGCGAAGCGCAGUAACUUCACGAGGUGCCAACCGGACGUCCUGAGACCGCGCCUCCUUGCGUUGAAAAUAAAGUGACGCAAGGGCCCUCGCGUCAAUGUCCCAGGGCACACAUCCGGCUAGCACACACGCCGCCUCAUGGGAGA